Molecule: messenger RNA, 2272 nt
Organism: Diospyros lotus (date-plum)
Lineage: Eukaryota; Viridiplantae; Streptophyta; Magnoliopsida; Ericales; Ebenaceae
Product: zinc-finger homeodomain protein 4-like
Exons: 1
Coding region: 1117-1950 (277 amino acids)
Biological process (GO): regulation of DNA-templated transcription; regulation of developmental process
Cellular component (GO): nucleus
Molecular function (GO): transcription cis-regulatory region binding; DNA-binding transcription factor activity
Source: RefSeq, a predicted model, not a curated record
CAGAUGUUUUAAGGGUUCUAACUUCUAAGAGAGAUGAGUUUAAUAAGAGGAGGGAGAGAGAUUCAUAAUCCAAAGCUUUCUCUCUCUCUCUCUCUCUCUCUCUCUCUCUGCUUUGUCCUCUCCACUGUCUGACACACUGCUCUCCAUAUGGCGUAAACCUGAUUCCUGAUAGUGCAAGCAAAGCAAGCACCCCACUUUUUUUUUUCUUCUCUUCCUUCCAAAACUCACUGUAUUCCUCUCUUUGUCCGUAAAAAAUCUGCCUCUCUCUCUCUCUCCUUUUUUGGCCCCUCACUACUGCUAUAAGCUCAUGGUUUAGGGAGCUUUCACUAGCAAAACCCACCUGCAAUCUUCACUUGGCAUCCUGCUCUUCUCUUCUUCCCUCUUCAUUCACCACUUGCUCCUCAUUUUCAUUAAUGGUGUCUUCUCCCACAGUUUUGCCUCUCUCUUGCCCAUUGGAGCUGAUUAAUCCCAAGAUCUUCAGACACAGAAGAUUUGUGUGAGUGAUCUCUCUUAUGCCUCUACUCAUCUAUACUGAUGAAGAAGAUAAUAUUUUAACAUUUCCCCCAUAUUGGUCUUGGUGUUUCUUUCUUCCUUUCUGUCUUCCCAUCUUCAUCUCCUUUCGGCGUCUAGUGCCCAUGUCCAUCUUCACCCAUCAAUUUAUUCUCAGGGACAAGUACUGUUCUCAGUGUUGACUGCUACCUUGCCCAGCUAUUCUCUCUCUCUCUCUCUCUCUCUCUCUCUCUCUCUCUCUCUCCUCCAUUAUCAAGACACAGAGGGAGAGAGAAAUCUGUAGAGCAAAUCAAAGAGAAUUUGGUCCAGUAGUUUCGCAUGCACUGGGUGCUACUGGACUCUAAUUUUUCUUGCUUUCUUGUGCUCUUUCUUUUAUGUUGAAGAUGUGGUGACAAGAAGCUAGAGCCCUAGUUUAGUAAUCUGUUGCUUCCAAAAGAGUAAACAGUCAAACACUUCUAAAUUUAAUCAUUAAGGCCUAGCUCUAGCCUCUAGCUCUAACUGCUCUAAUUUAUAAUAUUUUUCUCUUGUCUUGUUACAUCCAUCUUUUUGGUCUCCAAACCAACAACACCCAAAUUUAAAAAAAAAAAGAAAAAAAAAAGAAAAGGAAUGGAACUCCCAGAUCAUCAACAGGGAGAGAUCCCAAUUCCAAUCAACAGCUCGUAUGGUGGCCACAUGAUCCAUCACGAUCCUGCACCCCACACCCAUAUUCCUUCAAAUGGCCCCAUGGCCACAGCCCUAGGUGACAGCCAGGAGCAUGUGCCCUACAAGAAAAUGGUGAGGUACAGAGAGUGCCUGAAAAACCAUGCAGCAGCCAUGGGUGGAAAUGCCACAGACGGGUGUGGAGAGUUCAUGCCCAGUGGAGAAGAAGGCACCAUCGAAGCCCUCACCUGCUCUGCCUGCAGCUGCCACAGAAACUUCCACAGAAAAGAAGUAGAAGGUGAGCCCUCUAAUUCCUUCGACUGUUUCCCAUCCCCAUAUCUCAACAGGGUCAGCAGAAAAAUGAUUUUGGGGCAUACCCACAAAAGUAUUUUAGCCCCAGAAGCUCUGGGGUACCCCACACCUGGGGCUGGCCUUAUCCCCUCAAGAGGGCACCACCAGCUGAUAUUGUCCUAUAAUAAUUUGGGCUUAGUACCUUCAGAAUCUGAUGAGCAGGAAGAUGGUGGUGGUGGUGGUGGUGGUGGUGGUGGUGGUGGGUUUGUAGCCAGGCCCCCUCAGCUGGUCAAGAAGAGGUUCAGGACAAAGUUCACCCAGGAACAGAAAGAGAAAAUGCUGAGCUUUGCUGAGAAAGUUGGGUGGAGAAUCCAGAAGCAAGAGGAAGCUGUGGUGCAACAGUUCUGCCAAGAGAUUGGAGUCAAGAGAAGAGUCCUCAAGGUUUGGAUGCACAAUAACAAGCACAAUCUAGCCAAGAAAAACCUCUCCAUUGCCCCAAAUCCUAUCUAGAUCAUUACAACUACUAAAAACACAUGGAAAGGCUUUCAUUUCUUCCAUUCCACUACUGCUGCUUGCUUUUAGCUGAGAUCACUACUCAUUGUCGUCUUUAUGUUUUCUUUCAUCUUCUCUUUUACUGUUUCCUUGCUUUGUGUCUAUCUUGCAGAUAUGUUUCAAUUUUGAACUCAUAUUGGUUAUGUAAUUUAGUCUAGAGAAAUUGGGUUUGGUAAUUAAUAUAAUUUCAGUUGUGGGUGACAUGUAAUAUAUAUAUAUAUAUAUACAUACUUUAUUUGUUUCUACUGCCCCAAUGAGCAGCUACAAGAAUUUUCUCAGA